Cladocopium goreaui is the source of this 4050-nucleotide messenger RNA. Lineage: Eukaryota; Dinophyceae; Suessiales; Symbiodiniaceae. The record is from the annotation of a GenBank genome assembly.
AUGGACCCAAGACUGGAUCAUUCUAGCUUGGGAAAGCCAUGGAGUGGCAUCGCGGUGGCGCAUGGCGAUCAUGCGAUUCGGUUGGGGGCUCAUGCCCAGGAGGUGCUCUGGUGGGGCAGCGCAUUGCCUGAUCAGAAGAUGGCCAUCUAUGACGCUAGAGUUUCUAGCGGUGGAGCCCACUUUGUGCUGGAGCUCGCAGAGUACACGAAGGUGGUCUACAUCCCUGAGGAUGACGAGGUUGACAUGUUCAAGUUCAAAGAGGUCACGGCAGGUGUGGGGGGCAUCGGAAUGGCCGCAAAGCAUUUGGGGUUUCAAUGCUUGGCCCUGAUGGACAUCAACCAGAUGGUUUGUGAAACUUUGGCAGCCAAUGGGCAUUACAAUGUCAUCCAAGGAGAUGUAUUGAUCCCGCAGGAUAGAUUUCGCUUGCAUGAGUGUCACAAUGCGAAGCGUGGAUGGCUGUUCAGUGGUUUCCCGUGUCAACCUCUAUCGACACAAGGGGAUCAAAAAGGUGAACAUGAUGAACGUGCCAAGGUGUUCUUCGCAGUGAUCAAGACAGCUUGGGAACAGCAGGUGAAGGGACUGCUACUGGAAUGUGUUCCAGCAGCACUCACGGCCCCUUUCGUGCAGAAUACAUUGCAACAACUUGGUUGGAGUCUUGGUUUGGAGAUCUGCCAAACCACUUUGACUUUGAGCAAUUUUUGGCCGAACAAAAGGACGCGAUGGUGGGCAUUGCUUGUUCCCAAGAUCUACUCAGUGGGUCACAUCAGCAACCUUCCUAUGGACACCUAUUUCCAGCACUUGCAGGACAUCUUUGCUCGGUGGCCGAUUUGGUCUGAUGAAGAAGAGCGCGAACUCGAAGUUUCGGAUUUGGAGCUUGAGAUGUUCCACAACAAAGCCUAUGGAAGUGAUGUACGACUACUACAAGUCAACCAGCCGGCAAUGUGGGUGCUUGGACAUUUCCUCGAUUCUCUUGGAAUCAAUCAGUAUGGCAGCACAUUGGGUGCACUGAAAUCAUACCAGCAGCACCUCAUGCGAGAGGCUCAUGGCAGGUUUCAGUUUGAUUUGAAGCCUUUUGACACGAUGGUGUUCGCAGAACAGAAUGACCCGCCUAUUCCUCUCAAGGUGACGCCAGGUGAAACCAUCAGCUCACUUUGCCAAGCUGAAUCCAAAUUACUGGAACCAGGCUGGCAUGUUGCGGUCCAUGAUGAUCAAGGAACUCUGGCUAAAGAAUCCAAACUUCAGGUAGCUCCUCUUGUGGGCAACUACCGGUUGGAAACCAGACUCAAGAAACAGAAAAAAGAAUGCGAGAAAGGUGUCAUUCAACUCAAUUUCCUGAUCGGAGUGGGUCAAGAAGUGAAGAUGGUGGGUGGCAGAUUCAUUGCAGGAACAUUUCUGUUUGAAGCGGCAGCAUCGUUGGGCCUAUCAGGAAAUCAUCUUUUACAAGAUGCGCACGGAGCACUUCAUGGGCUUGAUGAGAGAGCCUGGAGCAGCAUGUUGCUGACAGGUCUGAACAUGUUUCAAGCCGAAGGCAUUGCUAUCACCACACCAAUUGGAGGUCUUUCAGAUUUUUGUCUUGAUGUCAUGGCAACAUGGCUCAUUCGGCAAGCCUCCAAAGAACGGUCAUGCUUUUGGAUGCCAGCUGCAAUGGCCACAGUAUGGUUUCAUGAUGGCAGUGACAAUUGGUUGGAUCACUGGGCACUUGCUGCAUUGCAUGGAAGGUUGUUCAUGGCAAUUGCCAUCAACAGGCAUUGGAUUCUCCUUGAAGCCUUCUAUCAGCAUGGACUACUGCAAGUGAUCUACAUGGAUGGACAAGAACAUCAAGAAGAUGCCGCUAUUCUGCAGUUUGCAGUACGGCUCGGCAAGUUGGUCAUGAUCGCACCGGUCAGUUUGACAAAAAAUCAACUUUUUCCCCAGCUUAGCUGUCAGACAUGUGGCACUGUUGCCCUUCUGCAUCUUGGAGAGAGGCUUGGACUGUGGACAGAUGUACAGCAUCCCGAUGAGCUUGACUGGCAUCGUUACCUUUUUCAGUUCUUUCCGGAGGGCAUCCUCACAGCAGAGGGCAAGGGUGGUCAAACAGAUGAUCGAGAUCUUGUUUGGAUGCUUCGAGACAUUUUGCGUGAGCACGGAGUUCCAGAUGAUCGCACAGAAGAACGAGCCAGAGCUGCGCUGGACAAGAUUGGAGCAACUCGCUUACGAGAUGCAGUUCAGAGCAGGAACCCUUGGCAAGCACUUAAAGCCUUGGGAUCACAACCUCGUGUGAAUUUCAUGUUUGUCAAGCCAGAUGAACUGGAGCGCCAGAUUCGUCAGCGAGCUCAAUCAAAGUUCAAGGUUCACUCCGCAGACAAGAAGAACAAGGUGGCGAAACCCAAAUUGGAAGGCAGCGACGUUGAUCCCUCACAGUUGAAGCUGAUCGAGGACACCUUCAUCUUGCAGGACAAGGACACUCCAGUGCAGCAGCUGCAGAUGAGCGAAGUGGCCACGCACAGAGCCGGUUUGGCGUUUGGAAGGAUUGCAGAAGUCCUGCCAUUCAUUCGUGAAGGUAAGUCACUGUCGUUGGAUGGCCUUGCAGUGUUAACCACUAGCAAGAUUCCGCCUUCUGAACAAGGUCUCCUACCAGUUAUCAAUCUCAAGUUCCCAGCAAUCUACGUUCCCACUCAGGAGCCCAUCUUGCUUGAAGGAUCAUUGGUCAACUUGGGAGACCUCACCAUUGUCAGGAAGCAGGAGAUGGAGCUGAUUGAGACGGUCUCCAUUGGAACAGGAGUACUCAAGCUGACCCAGUACAAAGAUGAAUGGACACAAGACUGGGCGUCGCUUCUCAAAGCACCAUUGAAAACGAUCCUUCAACAGCAUCCACUUUUCACCGUUUGCAGUGGACAGAGAUGUGGUGGCAAUUGCCCCAGAUAUCAUCCUCCAGUCGAUGUGGAACUGGAAGCGGUGGUUCUGGAUGUAUGGGCAAGAGCAUGGCUUUCUUUGCGUGGGAAAAGGGUGGAUCAGGAGAAUGCAGACCUGUUUCAGGUAUUGAUUAGAGUUCCAGAAUGCUUGGUGAAGCCUUUGCAGCGGCUCAGCGGCACAGCUGGGCUGUACAUUGAGCCCAGACAGUCAGAGGGCAAAGGAGCAGAUCAGAACUCCUCAGUUAUCUGGCUCCCCAACUGCAAUUUGGCUGAAGCGCAACACAAAAUGAAGAUCACAGAGCAUGCUUGUGCCAUUGCCAGGUUUGGAGGAAGGUACGGCAUCAGAGUCCCAGCUCGGGAGGCUGAGCACAUCCACUCCCAGCUGAACCCGGAGGUCCCAUUUGCCAGCUUUGAAGUUCACAAGACGUUUGAGUUAAGGCCUCUCCCACAUGGCACACAACGACUUGGGGUGUUGAGUAUGUUGAAAGCCUGGGGGUGGAAAGCUCGGCCGUUGCAGCCAUGCAAAGCUGACAGCAAUGGUAUGGGGUGGAUCGUAGGGGCGGCUGAAGACCCUCCCAGCAUGAUUAUCCCUACAAAGGCAGGAGACGUCAUGAUCUCAUUGCACAAGGCGCAUGGGGAUGGAGAAGGUGGAAGCACAUUGACGUCCUCGGCAAGAACGCAAGGAUAUCUGAGGAAGCAACAGAAGGAGGAGAGGAAAGGAGUGCCACCAAGUCAAGGGCACAGCAAAGCACAGGCAUCUUCGUCUGUCAUGGUCACCAGCGAGGCGGAUCCAUGGAUCGGCAAUGAUCCCUGGGGAGGUUGGAGGAGCACGCCACCCAAUCAGGAUGAGCCAAUGCACGUGAAGGCGAUGGCUGAAUCACUUGAGGAGAGGGUCACAACGGGUGUCAUGUCGGCCAAUGAGGAGCGUUUUCAAAAGCUUGAGGUGGACAUUGCUGAGAUCAGACAGCAGAAUCGGAAACAUGAACAAUGGUUUCAAGAAGCGGGUGCAGCCAACCAAAGAUUGCAAACCCAGGUGGGCACUUUGUCCACACAGUUGGCCCAGAAUCAGCAGGAAGUCACGUCGCUUUCGGCGGAGAUCAAGAUGGGAUUCCAGUCGAUGGAGGCAUUGCUCUCCAAAAAGCAGAGGACUGACUGUUGA